AUGGCUCUACAAAUUAGACAAUUAAUCCAACAUUUCAUAAUCGUUUUCUCCUUAUUCUCACGUUACAACGCCUUGAAAGAGGACCCACGUUAUAAUUACUAUAAAGAAGUGGUAGCUGGGUAUGAUCCGCAAGCAUACCCUUCAUAUGUCAGCAACCUUGAAGAUGGCGAGUUUAAGGACUUGAUCAGGCCAAGCGCUGAAGUUCUUAGCUUGAGCAGGCUUGGUGAAGUGGAUAUCAUCACGUCAACUUCAACUAAAACAGUUAAUGUUGAUGAUUUUGGAGCUACUGGUGAUGGAGAUGAUGACACCCAGGCAUUUGAGGAGGCUUGGAAGGAAGCUUGUUCGUCCAAGGGUACAGUUGUUCUUGAGGUGCCUGAAGGAAAGAGCUAUCUUCUUAGGCCUGUACGAUUUUCAGGUCCCUGCAAAUCUAAUCUUACAAUCCAGAUAUAUGGAACCAUAGAAGCAUCUGAUGAUAGAUCAGACUACAAGGAAGAUAGCAGACACUGGCUUAUCUUUGAUAGCGUUCAUAAUUUGCUAGUUGAAGGAGGUGGGAAUAUUAAUGGCAAUGGGAAGAUAUGGUGGCAGAACUCUUGCAAACUUAACAAAGAUCUUCCAUGCAAGGAUGCACCAACGGCACUCACCUUCUACAAAAGCAAAAACUUGGUAGUGAAAGACUUGAACAUCCAAGAUGCACAAAAAAUUCAUGUUUCGUUCGAUAAAUGCACCAAUGUUCAAGCUUCAAAUCUGACGGUAACAGCACCAGAGAAAAGUCCUAACACUGAUGGGAUUCAUGUUACACAUACUCAAAACAUCCAGAUCACUAACUCUGUCAUAGGAACAGGUGAUGACUGUAUCUCUAUUGUGAGUGGAUCCCAGAAUGUGCAAGCCAUGGACAUUUCCUGUGGCCCCGGUCAUGGAAUCAGUAUUGGGAGCUUGGGAUCUAGAAAUUCGAGGGCUUAUGUUUCAGGAGUGACUGUAGAUAGAGCUAAGCUUUCUGGAACCACAAAUGGAGUCAGGAUCAAGACAUGGCAGGGAGGGUCAGGAAGUGCAAGCAACAUCAAAUUUCAAAACAUUGAAAUGGUCAAUGUGACCAACCCCAUCAUUAUAAAUCAAAACUACUGUGAUCAAGAUAAACCAUGCAAAGAACAGAGCUCUGCGGUUCAGGUGAAAAAUGUGCUGUACAAGAACAUCAAAGGGACUAGUGCUUCUGAAGUGGCUAUAAAAUUUGACUGCAGUGAGAGUCAUCCUUGCCAAGGGAUUGUGCUACAAAAUGUUUACUUACAGGAACAAGGACAUGAAACUGCCAAAGCUAUCUGCAACAAUGUUAAAUUGAGUGAAGAAGAUGUUUUCCCACAAUGCCCUUGAGAGGGAUGGAUAUCAAUUAGGAGACUGGCCUUGACAUGUAAAAUACUAUAUACUAUGUACGUCAAUAAUACAAUCCAGAUUAUUUGUUUAGGAGUCCACUCAGCAGUUCAGUUUGCAGAUAAGGACAAGAGAAGAAAUCUCCAUGAGGUUUACCUGGGACUAGAACUGCUUGGAGGAAUCGCUUACAAACUUACAGAGAUUGUUUCUUAUUACAAUGGCUAGGCUGACUACCUAAAUUAGUACUAUUGUAGGGUAUACUGUAAUAACAUUGUUGUAAAAUCUGAUUA
Molecule: messenger RNA, 1652 nt
Organism: Theobroma cacao (cacao)
Lineage: Eukaryota; Viridiplantae; Streptophyta; Magnoliopsida; Malvales; Malvaceae
Source: RefSeq, a predicted model, not a curated record